GCCCCACGCUCCCCCUCAGCGCGGCGGCGGAGUUCGAGCCGGCGGCGGCGGCCGGGGUGCGAUGCCGUGUUAGCCGGCGGCCCGCCCCGAGGUAGCGCCGGCGGAAAGGAGCGCGAGUUGCCGGGGCUGUGGCUGACACCAUGGGCACCGGGCGGGGGGGCGAGGCGGCCGGGCUCCCUGCGCUCCUCGGCUGAGCCCGGGGAUGUGCCGGCGCCCGGAGGAAUUAUUUUGGAACUAGCACGGAGCGGUGGGAGGAGGACGAGCGGCACAGCGUUUCACAGCUGCGAGGAGGUCGUCCGGCGGUGCUGUAUUGGCAAACAAAUAUCACUUGCUGUGUCAUAGCACAUGGAUUUCAGGACCGCCUGUGAAGAGACAAAGACAGGGGUUUGUUUGCUGCAGGAUGGUAACCAGGAGCCUUUCAAAGUGCGACUGCACUUAGCCAAAGAUAUUUUGAUGAUCCAGGAGCAGGAUGUGAUCUGUGUGUCUGGUGAGCCUUUCUAUUCUGGUGAAAGAACAGUAACAAUUAGAAGACAGACUGUAGGAGGAUUUGGAUUAAGUAUAAAGGGUGGAGCAGAACAUAAUAUUCCAGUGGUCAUUUCUAAGAUUUCCAAAGAACAAAGAGCGGAACUUUCAGGUUUGCUCUUUAUAGGAGAUGCAAUUCUACAGAUUAAUGGAAUUAAUGUGAGAAAAUGCAGGCAUGAAGAAGUGGUACAGGUCCUUCGCAAUGCAGGGGAAGAAGUGACCCUAACUGUGUCCUUUCUGAAAAGAGCACCUGCUUUUCUCAAACUGCCACUGAAUGAAGAUUGUGCAUGUGCCCCCAGUGACCAAAGCAGUGGCACAUCCUCUCCACUAUGUGACAGUGGUUUGCAUCUCAACUACCACCCCAACAACACGGAUACGUUAUCAUGUUCCUCAUGGCCAGCAUCCCCAGGACUUAGGUGGGAGAAGAGGUGGUGUGAUCUACGAUUAAUUCCACUUCUUCAUUCACGAUUUUCCCAGUACCUUCCAGGAUCAGAUUUGUGCAGGCAAAAUGCGUUCCAAGUAAUUGCUGUGGAUGGGGUUUGCAGUGGAAUAAUUCAGUGUCUUUCUGCUGAAGACUGUAUUGACUGGCUACAAGCAAUAGCAAGUAACAUUUCCAACCUCACAAAGCACAAUAUUAAAAAAAUCAACAGGAAUUUUCCCGUAAACCAGCAGAUAGUCUACAUGGGCUGGACGGAAGAACGGGAACAAGACUCCCUUCAGGACCGAAUGUACACACCAAAGUUUCUAGCACUGAGGGGUUCUUCCCUGUAUAAAUUUAUAGCACCUCCAGUCACAACCUGGGAUUGGACACGAGCUGAGAAAACAUUUUCAGUUUAUGAGAUAAUGUGCAAAAUUCUCAAGGACAGUGAUCUACUGGACCGUCGGAAACAUUGCUUCAGUGUCCAGUCUGAAUCUGGAGAAGAUCUUUACUUUUCUGUGGAACUAGAGUCUGACCUAACACUAUGGGAAAAAGCCUUCCAAACUGCAACUUUUUUAGAAGUUGAACGGAUACAGUGCAAGACGUAUGCCUGUGUUUUAGAGAGUCAUCUUAUGGGACUUACCAUUGACUUCAGCAUGGGCUUUGUCUGUUUUGAUGCUGCCACAAAGGCUGUGCUUUGGAGGUACAAGUUUUCCCAGCUCAAAGGUUCUUCAGAUGAUGGGAAGAGCAAAAUCAAAUUUUUGUUCCAAAACCAAGAUACUAAACAAAUCGAAGCAAAGGAGCUGGAGUUUUCUAACCUGUUUGCAGUCCUUCACUGUAUCCACUCAUUCUUUGCAGCCAAAGUGGCUUGUUUGGACCCUUUGUAUGUAGGCAGCCAAGCCACAGCUUCUGCUGCUCCCACAACUUCUGGUACUGGCAAAUUAAAGUAUUCUACUUGACAUCCCCCGUGACAGCACUGCCACUUAACAACAAGACAUAAAAAUGUAUAAAUAUUCAUAAGAUUUAGACCUUUGGUGAACCAUGUAUGUGGAAACCAAUCCUGGAGGCAAGACAUCUUGCAGCAUCAGCAGAUAAAUGGUCACGUGGGAUCAUAAUUUCAUCUCGGUUCUGCAAGACAUCAGUAAAUAAUCCUAGUCAAAACCCCACAAUAGGAUGGAUAUGCUUUUAGUAUUAUCUAUUUGUACUUACAUAGUGCUUUAAGCAACGUUGGAAGCAAAGGAAUAAAUGGCGAAAUGAAGCACUUGAGUGUUUAAUAAAAUUUUCGAAUUGCUGUAAUAAUA
Molecule: messenger RNA, 2241 nt
Organism: Pyrgilauda ruficollis (rufous-necked snowfinch)
Lineage: Eukaryota; Metazoa; Chordata; Aves; Passeriformes; Passeridae
Gene: SNTG1
Product: syntrophin gamma 1
Exons: 18
Coding region: 346-1899 (517 amino acids)
Cellular component (GO): intracellular anatomical structure; dystrophin-associated glycoprotein complex
Molecular function (GO): protein binding; structural molecule activity
Source: RefSeq, a predicted model, not a curated record